AUGAGCGCUCCUCCGCCCAAAAACACCAACGGCCCUCCCAAGAGGAAGCCGAACCCCCUGCGCCCAAUGCGCCCGAAGCCUCGCCCAAAACCUCCCGUGUCCGCCAAACAAGCAGGUCAGAAGCCGGGUUCUGCUGGCGCAUCGCAAAUGACGGCGCAGAACGGUAGCCGGCAGAGUCUUGAAGAGCUGCGCAAACAGUAUGGUGGUUGGUCCGAGCCACCUCCGCCAUAUCAAUAUAGCGACAUUCCAAUCAUGACGACCAAAAAGGCCUUGCUUGAAGGAAUACGCUAUCACCUCAUGAAACUAUCAUCUACCAAGGCUGACGGGAGGCCCAUCGACCCGACCGACCAGGAAGACUUCUCGCGGCCUGUGACUUUACAUCGGCGAGAUGCCCGCUUGCCGCCUCCAGGGAGAGCAGUCAAGGAGGAAAUGCCUCAGCGUGUUCCUAUCGACGAGCAAGAAAGAGAGAGACUAGCGCAGAUCAAGGCCGAAAAGGAGGCACAGCGCGCCAUAAAUCAAGCCAAGAUUGCACCUGUUGCCAAGGAUGUUGUGCCCAAGAAACCUAAGAAGCAAAAAGAGGAGCGCACAGUGUUCAACAGAGGGCCUCGUACUGCAGCAGCAAAGAAAGAAUCCGAUUUACGUUACGAAGAGGCACUACCGUGGCAUCUUGAAGACGUGGAUGGUAAAAACGUUUGGGUUGGUUCUUAUGUCGCGGCUCUCUCAGAAUCGAGUGUUGCAUUCAUGAUAGAUCAAUCCGUUUUCCGCAUGGUACCACUCGAGAAGUGGUAUCGUUUUACCGCAAAGCCGCAUUUCCAGGCCUUCACUCUUGACCAGGCUGAAGAGUACAUGAACAGAAAAAUCGACGUUGGUCGCUGGGUGAUGAAGGACGAAGAAAAGAAAACUGGCCAGCAGGAUUUGGAAGCUACUCGAAGAAUGCUCUACGGCGCUGGCAUGAUCAAGACUGAGAGCGACACCUUUAAAGCGGCAUCGCGGGCAGAAAAAAUGGAGCAUGAUGAGAUCGACAUGUCUGGAGACGAAUUCCAGGACGACGAUGAAGCCCCCAUGUUUGAGCGAAAUGACGACGAGGAUACCAAGGAUUCCAAGGAGCGAAUUCGUCGUGAACAGCUUGGUGCCAAUCUCUUCGGCGAUGGUGAUGAGGGCCAGGUUGACCAAGAGCUUCAGCAGCAGUUGAGAGAAGAACUUGAACGCCAAAAGUUUGGUAAAGCAACUCGAAAGGCGCUGAUCAAGAGAGAUCGCGAAGAAAUCUAUGAAAGUGACGAUUCAGAAGACAAUCCUUGGAGCAGUUCUUCCGAUGACGACUCUUCAGAUGAAGAGAAUGAAGAAAAGAAAGAAGACGGCAAGAAAGAGCGCGAAAACAAGGAUGACAAGGACGACAAGGACGAAAAAGGCAAGAACAAGGUAUCGGGCGCGCAAGGCGCUACUACACCUCAAGGCAAACAAAAGCACGGGGAUAAGAAGAACAAGUCUUUGAAGCGUGCAGGAUCCCCUGCGCUAUCCGAAUCAAGUGGAAACGAGUCAUCGCGGAAAAAAUUGAAGAAGACGGCCGCUACGGCACCUGGUAGUCGCUCCGGAACGCCAGUCCCCGGCGUCGUACGCAAGAAGAAGCUCGGUGCUGGAUCUGCGAGCGACGGCGAAGCCACAGCUGGUGAAAUGUCCGAUGGCGCUGGUCCUAGAAAGAAGAUGAAGCUGGUAAGCAGCGCCAAUGGAACGCCCUCUGCGUCUCGCGCUGGAAGCCCUACCCCAGCUGGUGCAUCACCACCACCUUCAUCUGCGGGUAUCGAGCCCUGGGAGAUUCUGGAAAAGAUUCCUGACACCGGCAUUAGCAUUGUGGAGCUCAUCAAACCCUUCCAGUCCCGUGUCGGCACCAAACCCGGCCAGAUGAAGAGAGACGACUGGAUUAAACUAGUCACCCGAAUCUGCAGAUAUGGUGCAGGGAAAAUGCUGUAUAAGCGCAAGUAG
Messenger RNA from Beauveria bassiana ARSEF 2860, 1980 nucleotides. RefSeq names its product transcription initiation factor IIF subunit alpha. Gene Ontology annotation, biological process: transcription initiation at RNA polymerase II promoter; positive regulation of transcription elongation by RNA polymerase II. The record is from RefSeq and is a predicted model, not a curated record. The coding region runs from base 1 to 1980 and encodes 659 amino acids. The transcript is spliced from 3 exons. Gene Ontology annotation, cellular component: transcription factor TFIIF complex; nucleus. Gene Ontology annotation, molecular function: RNA polymerase II general transcription initiation factor activity; TFIIF-class transcription factor complex binding; DNA binding. NCBI's taxonomy places the organism in Eukaryota, Fungi, Ascomycota, Sordariomycetes, Hypocreales, Cordycipitaceae.